Molecule: messenger RNA, 6753 nt
Organism: Misgurnus anguillicaudatus (oriental weatherfish)
Lineage: Eukaryota; Metazoa; Chordata; Actinopteri; Cypriniformes; Cobitidae
Source: RefSeq, a predicted model, not a curated record
CUCAGGCUGUGUGCCGUAGCAGCGCUGAAGAGCGCGUGAAGAGAGUAAUGGCAUGAGCUUUGCGUCGAGAUCCCGUCAAACCACCGUAACGCGAAAUUCUCGCACCUGAACUUUCACAGUUUCCGGAGGACUAUUUGACCUAUUCAACGGAGCGUCUUGUUGAAUUAUUUGCAUCAGCAGCAGCACUUCACAAGUCACUCCAGAGCACUUGCGUACCUGCCUUUCCAAGACAUUUAAAAUAAAGAGGAUAUGAUAUUGGACAUGUGAAAUACAGGAGGUAACUUAAAAAAUGAAGCUGGCGUCUUGUCUGUGUUGCCUCGGCGUUCUUCUCACUUCAGUGGCGGUCCGGCUGAGCCGUUCGCAACAAGUAUGCACCGGCACAGAGAAUAAACUGAGCACUCUGUCAGACUUGGACCAGCAGUACCGGACCCUUCGUAAAUACUAUGAGAACUGCGAAGUGGUGAUGGGCAACCUGGAGAUCACAAGCAUCGACCGCAGUCGUGACCUGUCUUUCCUUAGGUCCAUUCGUGAGGUGACCGGAUAUGUUCUUGUGGCACUGAAUCAGUUUGAAUAUCUGCCCUUGGAGAAUCUGCGCAUCGUCCGUGGAACCAGGCUGUAUGAAGACCGCUAUGCGUUGGCUAUCUUUCUCAACUACCGUAGAGACGGCAACUUCGGGCUGCGUCAGCUCGGCCUCAAGAAUCUUACAGAAAUUCUGAAUGGAGGGGUGUACGUGGACCAGAACAAGUUCCUGUGUCAUGCUGACACCAUCCACUGGCAGGACAUUGUGAAGAAUGCCCGUCCUGAUCACCUGGUUGUUCCAUCCAAUAGCAGCAGUUCCUGUCAGAGAUGUCACAGAGCAUGUAAUGGACGCUGUUGGGGACCAAAGGAGAACCAAUGUCAAAGUUUGACAAAGACAGUAUGUGCCGAGCAGUGUGAUGGUCGCUGUUUUGGACCGUACGUCAGUGACUGCUGUCAUCGCGAGUGUGCCGGAGGUUGUUCGGGCCCAAAGGACACUGACUGCUUUGCCUGCACAAACUUCAACGACAGCGGCGCAUGUGUGACCCAAUGCCCACAGCCCUUCGUCUACAACCCCACCACAUUUCAGCUGGAGCACAACCCACGGGCCAAAUACACCUACGGUGCAUUCUGUGUCAAAAAGUGCCCACAUAACUUCGUGGUGGACCACAGCUCCUGUGUCAGAGCCUGUCCGAGCAACAAGAUGGAGGUGGAGGAAAACAGGAUCAAGAUGUGCAUUCCCUGCACAGAUAUCUGCCCGAAAGGUGAUGGUUCUGUUACAGCAUGUGAUGGCAUCGGCACCGCCAGUCUUCAGACGGCUCAAACCGUCGACUCCAGCAACAUUGACAGAUUCAUCAACUGUACCAAGAUCAAUGGCAACUUGGUGUUUCUCAUCACCGGGAUUAAAGGGGAUGUAUACCACAACAUAGAGCCAUUGGAUCCGGAGAAACUCAAUGUCUUUCGCACUGUUCGGGAAAUUACAGGUUUCCUGAACAUUCAGUCCUGGCCAGAAAACAUGACGGAUUUAAGUGUCUUCUCCAAUCUGGCAACCAUAGGUGGGAGGUCUCUCUACAGUGGGAUCUCUCUUCUGGUGCUGAAGCAGCAGUGGAUAUCCUCGCUGCAGCUGCAGUCUCUCAGUGAGAUUAGUGCGGGAAACAUCUACGUCACCAACAACAGCCAACUCUGCUACUACAACACCGUCAACUGGACGCAGCUGUUCCGCACCAACACCCAGAAGGCCAUGAUCCGAAACAACCGAGACCCGAAGGAGUGCAUUUCGGACCGUAUGAUAUGUGACCCGCUGUGUUCGGAUGCUGGAUGCUGGGGUCCGGGGCCUGAACAGUGCGUGUCUUGUCGGUUCUUCAGCAGGGGUCGCACCUGUGUGGAGUCUUGCAACCUACACGAAGGACUGUCUGGCUCUAGGCCCAAGCUGCUCAGCAGGCCCUACGUGGUCGAGAAGCGACAGGCAGGUUUGGAGAGGGACGUGCGCGAGUUUGCGAAUGGCUCAAUGUGUUUGGAGUGUGAUGCACAAUGUGAGGUGGCAGAAGAUGAUGGUCUUGCCUGCACUGGACCUGGUCCUGAUCACUGUGUUAAAUGUCUUCACUUUAAAGACGGGCCCAACUGUGUGGAGAAAUGCCCCGAUGGCCUACAGGGAACAAACAGCUUCAUCUUCAAAUAUGCUGAAGCCAACAAUGAGUGUCACCCUUGCCAUGUCAACUGUACCCAGGGAUGCACAGGACCCCGUCUGCAAGACUGCAUUGGCAUGAUGGACAGGACUCCUCUCAUCGCGGCUGGGGUUAUCGGUGGACUGUUUUUGGUGAUCAUCGUGGGCUUGAGCAUUGCAGUAUCAAUGAGAAGGAGGAGCAUCAAGAAGAAGAGAGCCCUAAGACGCUUUCUGGAGACUGAGCUGGUGGAGCCCCUGACGCCCAGUGGUGCCGCCCCUAACCAGGCCCAACUGCGUAUUCUGAAGGAGACCGAGUUGAAAAGGGUGAAAAUUCUGGGAGCCGGAGCUUUCGGCACCGUUUACAAGGGCAUUUGGGUACCCGAGGGCGAGACUGUGAAGAUCCCCGUGGCCAUCAAGAUCUUAAACGAGGCGACGGGCCCCAAAGCCAACGUGGAGUUUAUGGAUGAGGCUCUGAUCAUGGCCAGUAUGGAGCAUUCUCACCUUGUACGACUGUUGGGGGUUUGCCUGAGCCCCACCAUCCAGCUGGUCACUCAGCUCAUGCCCCACGGCUGUCUGCUGGACUACGUGCAUGAGCACAAGGACAACAUUGGCUCCCAAUUACUGCUCAACUGGUGUGUUCAAAUCGCCAAGGGUAUGAUGUACUUGGAGGAGAGGAGACUUGUGCACCGAGAUCUAGCAGCCCGAAACGUCUUAGUGAAGUCACCCAAUCAUAUCAAGAUCACCGACUUCGGUUUGGCUCGUCUCCUGGAUGCAAAUGAGAAGGAAUAUAAUGCAGAUGGCGGCAAGAUGCCUAUAAAGUGGAUGGCCUUGGAAUGUAUACACUACAGGAAAUUCACCCACCAAAGUGAUGUCUGGAGUUACGGAGUGACGAUCUGGGAGCUGAUGACAUUUGGUGGAAAACCAUAUGAUGGAAUCCCAACACGAGAGAUUCCCGACCUUCUGGAGAAAGGAGAGAGGCUUCCUCAACCUCCCAUUUGCACUAUUGAUGUCUACAUGGUCAUGGUCAAAUGCUGGAUGAUAGAUGCAGAUAGCAGACCCAGGUUUAAAGAGCUUGCAGCAGAAUUCAGUCGAAUGGCAAGAGACCCACAGCGUUACCUCGUGAUCCAGGGUGAUGAUCGCAUGAAGCUCCCCAGCCCCAAUGAUAGUAAGUUCUUCCAGAGUCUGUUAGAUGAAGAGGAGCUGGAAGAUCUGAUGGAUGCCGAAGAGUAUUUGGUCCCACAAGCAUUCAGUAUUCCUCCACUGGCAUAUACCACCAGAUCACGAAUGGACUCCAACAGAAACCAGUUUGCAUACCAGGAUGGAAGCUUUGGCAUGGAGGAGAUGAUGGCCACUAUCCCUCGGGUUGUGGCUGUAUCUGCAGUAAGCCCGGCUUGUUCCUCUCAGAAGCAAUCUGUGGCCCAUCAGGGGGCCUCAGGGUCCUCUGAAGCAUUUGAAGACAGUCGCUGUAAUGGCACGCUGAGGAAGAAGGCUUCACCCAGGGCGAGCACCGGGGAGGACAGCAGUGGUCAGCGUUACUGCGCGGAUCCAACCAUGAUGCUGUGCGAACGUGGAGCCAGAGCUGAAACUGACCAGGAUGGAUACAUGGGCUCCAUACAGGACAAAAAGCCCACAGAUUAUCUUAACCCCCCUGUAGAGGAGAACCCCUUUGUCACCCUUCGCAGAAACGGAGAGGUCCACAGUGCCUCCAAUGGGCAGCCCAAGGUGGAGGAGGACUACGUCAACGAUCCGCUUUACCUCAACACCUUCCAUAACUCCGGGGAAAAGAGUCACGACGUCCUGAGGAAGAAUGGAGUCCCUGGGACUCAUGCAUCGGCAAUAGUAGCAUCAGCUAAUUCUGGCGCUUCGAAAAGCCAGAAUCUUCCCCAAACAAUUCAACUACCAGCACCCACUACCCAUAUCACACCACAGCCUCUAUACCACGGCCAACCAAGCAUCUCUACACUUUCAGGCCACACCCUCCACUCUGCCCAUCCUGGACACGUCCUCCAUCCAACGCACACCCUCCAUCCCACUCACUCCGGGACCAUCAUGGUCGACAAAAAGCCCAAAAAGACAUUCGACAAUCCUGAGUACUGGCAGCACAGUCUUCCGCCCAAGGCAACUCUCCAUAACCCCGAGUACCUGCAGGACUGCAGCACACGCUUUUUCUACCGGCAAAACGGUCGGAUUCGGCCUGCCGUGGCCGAGAACCAGGAGUACCUGUCUGAAUAUGCGCUAAAGCCGGGCACCGUGUUGCCACCGCCCCCUUAUCGCCAGAGAAACACUGUUGUGUAGCAACAUCUGCCAAUUGAAACGAAAGACAAAGUGGGAAAUAUACAGGUAGAAAGAGACCAUCUUAAACCUUAUUUUCACCCUGGCUCUCUCACACCAGCAUCCAGAUGUCUCCUAUCCUUUCCAAACUGGAUUUAACGCUUAACUUUCAACGACCUGUGUAGGCUUCUCAUCCAGAGGCGUGACAUCUGCUUGUGUUUCCUCAAUCUGAUCAUCAUUUACACCUGUUCCAUUUGGAAAGUUAUAUAACAAUACUCGUCAUCGGAUCAUAUGAUAGAUGUUACAUUCAUUGCAAGAGGUACCUGUAUUUACUGUAAGUACGAACCCAGUGCCACACGGUGUGGACAUUUGGACAUAAAAACAAAAAUGUGUCAUUGAUUCGUUUUAAACAGCAGAAAGGAGCCAUUCGUUUGUGCAAUGACAACAAUUUCGAUCUUGUUUUGGGUUGAAUUUUGAUUUAAAGCUACUACAGUAUGAUCUGUUGUAAUUUAUAACUUUGAUUAUUGUUGUUAAACAAGUAUAGUUUACUUUAGAUUAUAUGAGAAGGCAGAUAUGUCGUAUGCAGGGCCAUCAUCAAGGGUAGACAACCCGGGAGUGUCCCUGUAGCAGCUCAACGUUGGUUGAGCACUGCGUUAACAAUGUGAAAGGUCAUGGGUUCGAUAUAAAGGACCACACAUACUGAUAAAAUGUAGGGCUUGUAAUGCACUGUAAAUCGCUUUGGAUUAAAGCGUCUGCCGAAUGGGUGAUUCUCACGAAAUCCAGACUUAGGUGUUCAGCAUCAGAUUUUUUUAAAAGCCCUUGAAACUAUUUUUUUGCACAUAUAAGAUUAAGGUCUGAACUAACUAUAAACGUUAUUUUUUGAGGAUUUAAAAAAUAUUUCCUAUAGAAUUAUUUGAAUUUUUUAGAUUAUCAUUUUCAAAAAUUAUCAUUACCGCAACAUGAUAUGACAAAAAAAUUUCAACUUUUAUCUGAAGAGAAAAAAUAAGAACUACUUACCUGGUAGCCAUCUUGAGUGUCACAGUCAAUUAUGUCCCUUUCAACAAUUUUUUUUUUUUUUGAAAAUGUUAGUUCCUUGAGGGCUUAAACAAUAAUUGAAAAUUGUUGCGGAGAAUAAGAACAAUUUCUUGGACACAUUUGUAUUCCUUAUUAUUAUUUACCAGUGAUCACCAAAUACCACAUGUUUCUUUACUGUAAAUGUUUAUAGGAUAACAUGCACUGAAGCUUUUUAUAUUUUUAGAUGUUUUAAUUAGAAAUUUUUCCAUGUCAAAGAACCCAAAUCCAGUCAUGGACACGUUGCGGUAAUGACAAUUUUUCCCUUAAAUGUGGAAAAAACAACAAAAUUGGUUUGAAUGAUGUCAUUUGAAAUCAUGUGCAAAAUAGUACAUGAAGAGAUGUUUGUAACUGUAUGCUUCUUAUUUUGAUAGCAUAAGUCUAAUUUCGCGAGAAUCACCCGAAUGCAUAAAAGUAAUGUACAUGAAUAAUAUCCAAACUCUUGGAGAAGAGGCGUCUUGUACUGCGGUUUGGAAAGAAGGACUUGACCCAAUGAUAGAAGAUAGAUUUCAGCAAUGGCCCUGGUUGUAUGUUAAAUCCUGUUAAAUCCAUGGUUUGUAUUCAUAUGUAUUAUAUCGCUCAAGCAAGGCACUUUUAUUUUUCAUCUUAAUACUUGUGAGCCAUUCUCCUUUCAAUACGCAACAAGACUGGAUAUAUUUCUUAUGUGGUAACAGUCCACGUUAGACUUCUGAGCAGCACACAUGUAACAACAUGUGUAAAGAAAAACAGAUAAAGAGAAACACUCCACGCUGAGAAAAACUCUCAUAUCAGCCUGUUUGCGAAAUACAAAAGCCAGGCCUUACUGUAGCCUGCUGCUAAAUCAAUAACUUCAUAAAAACAGAUCUGCAGCAGUCUACUCUAAUAAUGUUUUUAUUGUGGAUCUUGCCAGCAUUGAUCUGUACACUCACACAGUUGUCACCUUAAUGUAGCCUUCCUUUAUUUGUGCCAUUUAAUGUGAGGAAAUUAAAACCCAAGUUGAAAAACUGGAUGCACCUUGAACUUCAGAUAGUAAAAUCAAUAGCGACCAAGAUGUCUGUCCCACGUAGAUGGACAUUCGGCAAAAGGAUAUUUACACACCAGGUUUGCACGAAAGACUCGAGCACAUGACACCUGGCACCAGUUUUGAAAUAUGGCCGGAAAACUGUUAAAACUGUAUGACUGUAAAAAGGGUGAAUAUUAAAGACCACAUGCAACUUCAUCCAGAUGCACAAAAGUGGGAAACGGCAGCUUUG